GCAUCAUUUAAGCGUUCAAGCUUUGAAAAGCUGAGAGAGAUAGGUAGAAACGGAGAAGGGAGAAGAAAGUAGAACAAAAUGAUAUCAAGAAAAGACUUUAGAAUUAGGCGUCUCUUCCUUAUUUCAUUUUGUAAGUUUAUGUUUAUUCAAGAUAAUUAGACUAACCGAAUUUUCACUUUUAAUUUCAUUAUUUAAUGCGACGUCACAAGAGGAUUCAAUUCCAAGGAAUACAGCUGUCUAUUAUGGACAAUCAGCUAACCUAACUUGCUUCGAGAAUAACGCUAAUAGCAUUUAUCAGUCAACAAGUUGGAUGGUUAGAGAAAGUCAAUCGUCUAUUACAAAACUUAUAGCCGAUAAGUCGGGUAUUUUGCCGUCUGCCAAGUCUUAUUAUAGCUACUUGAACAGUCCAAGGGUUGAUUUACACGUUAAAAAGGUCGAUUCAAUUUCAACUGGCCGAUACGACUGUACAGCAUACGACAAUGAUGAUGAGGUUAAGAGGUAUUGGGCAUUUCUCAUGGCGCUAGACGAAAAACCCGUUUGUGCUCAAAAUGAAACUUUAUCCAGCGAAUAUCCUGCAGGGACAAAAAUAGUGUACUGCUAUGCUAAUUAUACUGGAGAUUAUUCGCCAACAGUAACUAUAAAGUCAAUCAAGGGGGGUAUUAGAAAAAUGAGACAAUUCUCGAAACACGAGCCUAUUGGUGGGACAAUUUCCAUGGUUGGAGGAUGUGCAUUAAUAUUGCAAGACUCCGACUACAAUUGCACUGUUGAAUUCCUCUCCCCGCCUCCUUCUCUGAUACUCAAUUCAGGAUUUGAUCAAUCGGCCCCAGGCCUACCGACUAUAUGCACCCAGAAACUUAACGAUGAUAGCCAAGUCCCUGAGUGGUUAAAGGGAAAUUGUGAAACGUCUUUAGUACAGAAAGAUUAUACAAAACUACCAAAAAAUACAGCAGCUUUGAUAGAUGAAACUGCAUUAUUAAAUUGCAGCGUUAUAAAUUCUAUUGAUCAUUCUGACGGUUCUUGGUCUCUUAGACAAAGCCAAAGCGAUCAGUUAAUUACGCUAACAGAAGCUUUUAACGUAACCGAUCAAGUUGACGAACACGUACACUUUCCAGUUAAUAAUGUUUUUAAUAUAGAAGUUAAAGCAACAAAUCGCUAUACGGCUGGCUUGUUCGUAUGUACAGGAUAUGACACUGCUAAAGUUGACUCUUUCGGAGCUUUUUUAAGCGUUAUGGAUAAGCCAAGUUGCAGUCAUCAAUCUCUAUCAUCAGAUAAAAAAUUAGCAUAUUGCUUCAAUCAAUAUGCCAGCUUUUGGCCUCCAACAGUACGAAUACUAAAGAAUAACGUUGUUAUCGAUUCUGCCUCGUUUCACAAUCAGAAGAUAUCGCCAUUAGCUGAAUAUUCGCAAGUUGGUGCUUGUGCACUAAUUGAUAAGACUACAACUUUUGAAUGUACAAACAUCUUCGAAAGACCACCAGAUAAUUUAUUGGUAAGCGAUAGCAUAGACGACACGGAUACCGAUUUAAUCGCCUCUUGUUCGGAAACAUCCGAUCCUUCAGAUGAUCGACCAGUUCCAGAUUGGUUAAAGGAAAAAUGCGAAAGCUACUUUGAAGUGGGGGAGAUAACAACUACUGCUAGUAUAUCGACCACUUUAACUAAAACAACCUUGGAUACAACGAUACUUUCCUUAUCUUCGAAAAUUCCAGAGACAACCGCGGAAAGUCAAACAAAAACGGAAUAUCCGACAACGACCACUUCUAAUUCUGCCGUUAAAAAUCACGUAGAAUUACAAAAGAUAUUACCGUUUCUCGUUAUAUUCUUCAUGCUAUCUCAUUAGAUUUCCUCCAAAGUUUUAAAUAAUACUUGUCCAUUUGAUUAGGAACAAUAGACUUUUCUUUUGAGAUCGAUAGAAUAGCAGAGAAUUAGAAAAGAAAAUCAAAAAUAUAUUAUAUAGCGUCUCUUUCUUUCUCUUUCCUUCUUAUUAUGAUAAUAAACCAAUACCAAACGUCGUUUUACGUAAAUUAUUGCAUAAUCUACAAUAACCUGGUUAUUAGUAAAGAUUAAAAAAG
Molecule: messenger RNA, 2066 nt
Organism: Dimorphilus gyrociliatus
Lineage: Eukaryota; Metazoa; Annelida; Polychaeta; Dinophilidae
Source: the annotation of a GenBank genome assembly